GCGCAGCCUACCCCAACUUCGACUUCGAGAUGGCACCUCUGCUUUCACGCACCCUUGAUCCGCUCCUGGGCAUCUUCACUGGCGUGUUCGCCUACUAUCUGUACGAGAACAACCCUCGAAUUGCUCUCCCGGAAGACCAACGGUUGGGAGCCCUCGUACAAUGGAAGCUGGACAGAUGGAGACAGGAGCGCGAACGGAAACUCACGGCUGGCGAGCCUGACGUAGACUUGAACGCCAUACGUGCGGCAGUGGAGAAGGAGUGAAGCAUCACUUCGCAAAGCUGAGGAUCCCAGGUCCAGUGCGGCAUCAGUUCCGCUGAACGAGCUCCCGGACCAUUUCCAUGAUUCCGUAGAAUACCUUCUUCUCGUGGACCGUCAGACCUAGAUCCUCCUCUGCCUCGGCGGUCUUUCGCAAAGCCAAUCCUACCACUAUAGGUCGCCGCUCCGCCUCCAUGAAUUCCUGGACUUCUUCCGUCCAUAUCACUGUCGCGAUCUGCGAAACAUACAAGGAAUGCAGCGUGUGCAUAUGAUCCGAAGGGGCACUCCCAAGGAGCGGCGUCAGCUGGAUGGCGGGAGGUGGUGGUGGUAAGGGUAUGACAUUGGGCUCGGAUGGGUCGGGCGGUGGUGC
Rhodofomes roseus is the source of this 627-nucleotide messenger RNA. RefSeq lists its product as uncharacterized. Lineage: Eukaryota; Fungi; Basidiomycota; Agaricomycetes; Polyporales; Fomitopsidaceae. The record is from RefSeq and is a predicted model, not a curated record. Bases 30 to 263 code for a protein of 77 amino acids. The transcript has 3 exons. Gene Ontology annotation, biological process: protein secretion.